AUGUUCCUCGAUGAGUACAUCCCCCAAACAGUCCGGGACGAUAAGAGGGAGGAUUUCAUGAAGUUGGAGCAGCAGUGGGGGCAGAGUGUCACGGAAUACACAGAGCUAUUCAAGAAGUUGUGCAAGUAUGCUGAUCCCGUGUACCGGACUGCAGCCGGGAUGCGAGAUCGUUAUGUUCGGGGUUUGAGGGCAGAACUAAGAAAAUGUAUGGGAGAAGCAGAGAGGGCAUCUCAAGCCACUACAUACCGAGCUUCCCUUCGCAUUGAGAGGGAUGAGAAGAUGGCCGAACAGGAGAGAGAUGCGAGGCUUGGUACGAAGAAGAGGAAGGAGCCAACCAACUCUGGGGCCACGACUUACUCGCCCCAACCUUCCAAGUGGGGACCUGGUUCAUCUAGCCAACAUCAGUCCUGGAGCCAGGAGAUCUCCACGAGAUAUGCACCGACACAACAACUAUAUCCACUAUGCCCGAAAUGUGACAAACGUCAUCUGGGUCAGUGCAGGCGUAAUAUGGGUGUCUGUUUUGAGUGCGGUGAACCGGGACAUAUAAAGUGGAAUUGCCCACGACUUGCAGAUCAUACAAGGGUUAUUUCUGAGCCAUCAGUUAAUGGGGGUAGGGCACAGACGGGAAGUAGGUUCAGUGGCCGUACUAACCACUUCGACAACAACAGCAACAACAAUGGUGGACGUUUCAAUGGCAUCAACACCCACAAUGCCAGGCGUGAUGAGAGCCAGAUGUCCAAAGCUGGUGGACGACCUAGAGUCUUUGCCAUGGAAAAGCUUGCCGGUGGUUGUGGAGAAGAUGGAAGGGAUGAACCAACACAUUGA
Messenger RNA from Linum trigynum, 825 nucleotides. Lineage: Eukaryota; Viridiplantae; Streptophyta; Magnoliopsida; Malpighiales; Linaceae. The record is from the annotation of a GenBank genome assembly.